Molecule: messenger RNA, 2124 nt
Organism: Cuculus canorus (common cuckoo)
Lineage: Eukaryota; Metazoa; Chordata; Aves; Cuculiformes; Cuculidae
Gene: IST1
Product: IST1 factor associated with ESCRT-III
Exons: 10
Coding region: 158-1249 (363 amino acids)
Biological process (GO): protein transport
Source: RefSeq, a predicted model, not a curated record
AGCUUCUUAGGGCCCUCGCUUAUGUAGCUCCUAGCGGCUCAGCCGUGCCCCCCGGUAAGGAGUGGGCAGUGCCGAGCCCGUGGAUCCUUCCGCGCGGGGCGCAGCGCUGCGACCGGCCGCCAUUUUGGGCGCGGGGAGGCGGCCGAAAGAGUUUAUCAUGUUGGGCUCUGGGUUCAAGGCUGAGCGCUUGCGAGUCAACCUGCGUCUUGUCAUCAAUCGCCUCAAACUGCUGGAGAAAAAGAAGACUGAGCUGGCCCAGAAGGCAAGGAAGGAGAUUGCAGAUUACCUGGCAGCCGGAAAAGAUGAGCGUGCUAGGAUUCGUGUGGAGCACAUCAUCCGUGAAGAUUACCUUGUGGAGGCCAUGGAGAUCCUGGAGCUCUACUGUGACCUGCUGCUGGCCCGCUUUGGCUUGAUCCAGUCCAUGAAGGAGCUGGACUCUGGCCUGGCAGAAGCAGUAUCUACGCUGAUUUGGGCUGCACCUCGACUCCAGUCAGAAGUUGCUGAGUUGAAGAUUGUUGCUGAUCAGCUCUGUGCCAAGUACAGCAAGGAGUAUGGGAAGCUGUGCCGGACAAACCAGAUUGGGACAGUCAAUGACAGGCUGAUGCACAAACUGAGUGUGGAGGCACCGCCCAAGAUCCUGGUGGAGAGAUACCUCAUCGAGAUUGCAAAGAACUACAAUGUGCCCUAUGAGCCUGACUCAGUGGUGAUGGCUGAAGCCCCUGCAGGCGGAGAGGCAGAUCUGAUUGAUGUGGGAUUCACAGAUGACGUGAAGAAGGGAGGAGGAGGUGGUGGUGGAUUUACAGCCCCGAUGGAUGGAUUGGUACCCAUGCCAGUGCUGAUGCCUAUGCCCAUGCCAACACCAAAUCCACCCUUCUAUCAGCCUCCAAAGGGACCGGAUGACUUCAGUGGCCUUCCAGUGGGGACCUACCAGCCUUUCGCUAACAUCCAUCCUCCACCAAUUCCUGCAACCCCACCAACGUACGAGCCUAUUGAUGAGCCUAAUGCUGACAAGGACGCUUCUGUACCAGCAGCUGAGCCUGGGCCCAAGUUGGAACCUUCUCCUAAACCAAAACCAAGAACCAAACCUGCUGGAGCUCCUAACACUGUUGAUAACUUUGUGCUGCCUGAAUUGCCAUCCGUGCCGGAUACACUGCCAACAGCAUCUGCCGGCGCAAACUCUUCUGCCUCUGAAGACAUUGACUUUGAUGAUCUUUCUCGGAGGUUUGAGGAGCUAAAGAAGAAAACGUAAAACUGACUGGGCUAUAACUGCACUGUGAGGGGAAGGAGCUGCGACAGCCACUUCUCUCUGAAACACUCCUCUGAAACUGGUUUCCUGCAUUAACCUCGAAUGAACGCGCUCUUCUUUUUGAGCUCUCUUCCUGCUGUACUUAAAUCAAAUACUGUCGCUUUCUGAUCUUAGUUGCUCCAGGAAGUGAACUGUGGGGAAUCUUGUGAGACUGGAGCAGGGAACAGCCCCUGUCAGUCUAGGUGGCUAUGGAGGAAAGCUGCGCGUGACGUUCUGGGUGCCAUUGCUGGCUGCCUCCUCAGUGGCUCUGUGACCCCUCCUGCAGAGAAGGGAGACGAAAGCUGGAACAGGAUGGAGCUUUAUCCUCUCUGCCCGUGGUCUUGGAGGCAGCAGCAUCCACACAUUUGCCCCUCUCUGCUGGGUGAUUAAAUUUCCCUUUGGAAAGACUUCUCACUAACUGGGACAGGAAUAGUCAUGAGCUCCAAUUGUAGGUGGUUGCGGUUGCCUUGGAAGCUGAUGUCCUCUUUGGCUUCUGCUUUUGGAGAGCCCUCCAUGGCUUUCCCUGCGUUCUCAGCAGUGUGUCUGCUCCCUGUUCCCAGGAAGGCAGGAUUGUACACAGACCCACUCAGGGCUGUGUUCUGCCCGGUCUCACUGGGAGCACAAACGGGCCAGAGAGACCUGGCCUGCGCUGCGGGCUGCACCCGUUCCUUUCCCACGGGACACGGGCUGCGCACAGAGAGCCGAGGUCCAGGCGCUCUCCCAGGGUAGGGAAGUGCCCUGCGCUCUCGAGCCUGUACCUAACACUUUCACACAAUAUUUCCUUCGAGUUUUUGAUUUGUAUCUUACAGGUUGGGACCUAAUAAAGUUUGGGAUUGGGA